This is a messenger RNA of Branchiostoma floridae (Florida lancelet), 3785 nucleotides long. RefSeq names its product FYVE, RhoGEF and PH domain-containing protein 4-like. The coding region runs from base 355 to 3615 and encodes 1086 amino acids. The record is from RefSeq and is a predicted model, not a curated record. Gene Ontology annotation, molecular function: metal ion binding; guanyl-nucleotide exchange factor activity. Lineage: Eukaryota; Metazoa; Chordata; Leptocardii; Amphioxiformes; Branchiostomatidae. The transcript has 22 exons. Gene Ontology annotation, cellular component: cytoplasm. Gene Ontology annotation, biological process: cytoskeleton organization; filopodium assembly.
AGCCAGCAUUAUUAGAAACCACAACUUCCGGGUUGCGGGAGGAAGUGACAAUUUUCCGUGUUCUCCAAACAACAAAGCUUACUCAUCCCGUCUCUGUCGGGCCGGUUUCCGCGAACCGCCACCUUUACUGCAGCUCCAUGUCCAUAUGAAGACGUUAUUGGCUUGCAGGAAGAGCCCGAAAUGCGGUGUUUGCGCAAGCGAGUAGCCCUGAGUCACACGGUUUGCGGGUUGCAAUGAUUGUCUGAUGUUCGCCACACGUUUGAAUGGACAGGGCGAGAUGUUCGGCCCACAGGGCACCAGGACCAGGGUUGUUGUUUCUUUGUCUUGGGACUAAGCUCCGAGCUAAAUAAGGACAUGUCGUCGGACAUGGGACCAGAGGCGAAAGUGUCCAGCCCUCCCGAGAAGGAAAGGGCCAGCCGACACGCCAGUCUCGACCAUCUUAAGAAGCAGCGCAUCGCCGAGAAGGCCGCGUACUUCGCCGAGAGGAAGCGCGCUAGCACCUGCGCCGACUUUCGCACCCGGACGGAAUCCGGCGCCAUUCAGAACAGCUGCGUAGCGGAGGCGCAAUCGUCAGACUCCGAAGACGAGUGCAUCUCCCCCUGUACCAGUAGCAGUGAUGAUGAGAUAUCUGACGACUGCGACAGUUACUCACCCACAGCCAAACAGAAAGUAAAGAAUCGCCGCUCCCGUUCGGAACCCUGGCUACUGGAAGCUGAUCUGAAAGGAAGCCGGGGAUUCUACAACAUGGUGCGCAACAUGGGCGAGAAACCAAAAGUCUUUCACAAGGUCCCUCCCAAGCCCCAGCUCCUGUCAUAUCGUCGGCUGGACGAUAGCGUGGUGCGACCUCAGCGACCCCACAGCAAGUCUCUUCCUGGUACCCAUGAUGCUCUGCUGCAGAGGUCGCCCAACCACAAGGCUCCUCCCCCUGCCGUCCCUCCCAAGCCGACCAGGAAGAAAACUCCGCCAAAAGUUCCGGAGAAGCCGCGCGCGCUCAGCCGCUCGUUCAACGGGAGCUCUAAGAUCGCCACAGCCGUCCAAAAUGGCCGCUCUGCCUCGGUGUCUCCGAAAGUGACCCGUUCUGCCGCGCAAAACGGCGGGAGUAUUUGUCGAGAACUGAGGACGGACAAGACAAGACUCACAGCGGAACCCGUGCUUCUUCGCUCACCACAAAAGGCGCAGCGGAACGGCAACAACAGCAUGGAACCCGGAACAUUCACAAGAGACGGACUAUGGGAGAGGAAAGUGACCUCGGUGGUUGUCAACAAAGACGGGACCCUCUCCAACGGGAAUAUACUGGGCGCACAGCCUUAUGCAGGGAGGGAUAGGACUUCUAGUACUACAGGGGACCCGGCAGACACAUGGCCUAAAGCGUCAGCCUGUAAUUCUAAAUCCUCUAAAGGACGGGUGACAGAACUGGCCAGGAUGUUUGACAAUGCUGGACAGACAAACACCCUCCCCAGAUCAGAGCACUCUGGCACAGAGAACAGCCUUGUCUGCCCGAUGACCAAAGAGCGUAAGCGCAGCAGCUCAGACAGCGGUUACCCGCGACUCAGCGAGGCAGACUCCACCAGAAGCACCAGUGUGGCCAGCACCAGCAGCUUCCUCAGCAGUGGGGAGGAUUCGGAGGAAGAGGACAGCGGAGAUGGGGACUCCACCCCGGAAGAGGAAGAGGAGUUGAAGGAGGAAGAGACGAGUGAAACCUCUCAGUCAGAGCAGGAAGUGAUAGAGAGAGAGAAUGAGAAAGAGAAUGAGGUUGAGGAGAAAGAGAAAGUGAUUGCAGAGACACAGGAAGAACAGGAAGUCUCAGCCAAACCCGCGGAGGAAGAAAAAAUAACCGAGUAUAUUCAGCGUCGUCAGCCUUCACAGAAAAAGUGGCGAACGCGACGCACUACGAUUAGACGACGUGUCACGAAGAGGCUUGUUGCACCCCAGCAAGAAGAGGAACCUCCAAGGUCACCCAUCCACAAGGUCGCGUAUGAAAUGUUGACCUCUGAGAGGUCGUAUGUCGCGAAACUUCACCUGCUGGACCAGGUGUUCUGUAAGCAGCUUGAGGAGGCGAACAUCCCCGCCAACGUGGUGAGCGGGAUCUUCUCCCACGUGAAGCCCAUUUACCAGUUCCACCAUGACUUCCUGCUGCCACAGCUGGAGGACAGGAUGAAGGAAUGGGCUGAAGACAGGAACAAGAAGAUGGGAGACCUGAUGAAGAACUUUGCCCCCUUCCUGAAGCUGUACUCCCCGUACAUCAAGAACUUUGACGUGUCCAUGGGUCUGGUCAACUCAUGGAUGGGCAAACCCAAGUUUGCAGCUGUGGUGGAGGACAUUCAGAUGACAGAAGAGUGUGGGAACCUAACCCUGCAGCAUCACAUGCUGGAGCCGGUACAGAGGGUUCCUCGCUACGAACUGCUGCUCAGGGACUACUUAAAGAAACUGCCACAGGACUCUGAAGACAGACCAGACACAGAAAAGGCCCUUGAGCUAAUAUCCGACUCUGCGAGACAUUCCAACGAGGCGAUGAAGAAAAUCGAAAAGUUCCACAAGCUUCUGGAGCUGCAUGAGCAGCUGAAUGGUGAGGUUGAUGUGGUGAGCCCCACGCGUGAGUUCCUGCUGGAGGGGAAGAUCACCAAGAUCGCGGCUCGGAGCGGGGAACAUCAGGACAGAUAUCUCUUUCUGUUUAACGACAUGCUGCUGUGCUGCUCGCCCAGCCUGGUGGGGAACAGGUUCAGGGUCAGAACCAGGAUGGACGUGGACGGCAUGACGGUGAGUAAAGGAAACAACCCAGAGGAGGACACAUUUGUGGUCCAGGCUAGACAACGGGCUCUGGAGCUGUACGCAAGUACACAAGAAGAAAGAGAUGCAUGGCACAAGGCCAUCCAGGAUGUUAUAGAUGGAUACCAGCUGAUUAAAGGCCAGAUCAAGAGAGAAGAGGACCAGAAAUUACCAGAGGAGGUCAGUGCAAGUGAGUUGGGGAAGCGAGCGCCACAGUGGAUCAAGGAUAACGAGGUGACGAUGUGCAUGAGGUGUUCCCAGGCCUUCAACGCGCUCAAGAGGAGGAGGCACCACUGCAGGGCCUGCGGAUGGGUUGUGUGCAGCAGAUGUUCUAACUACAAAGAGAAGCUGGAGUAUAGCGGGAAGACAGACAGAGUCUGUAAACACUGUUUCUUCAUCCUGAAGAGGGUUAGGCCGCCAAGUGUGGAGGAAGAGAGUGAGAAAUCUAAAGGGGUUCUAGAGCUCCACGCAGCGGAGGCAGGCGGUGAGAUGUCCGGGUACCUGCACAUGUUGGACCGGGACAGGCUCCACGCAGCGGAGGCAGGCGGUGAGAUGUCCGGGUACCUGCACAUGUUGGACAGGGACAGGAGACGAUGGAACAGACACUGGUUUGCCCUGUCAGCUGACGGGAUGGUUCUGUAUGUGUACAAGGCACAUCAGGAUGUGAAGGCAGAGUUCACCAUCCCGUUGCCGGGUUACUCCAUAUUUGAGCCUGACCCACUGGAGACGACCGACAGAGAACAUGUUUUUACUCUCAGCCAGGCCAAGCAGGUCUACAUGCUAGCAGCCGACGAUGCAGAGAAGAAAAACAGAUGGAUAGAGGUGCUGGACAGGUGUACCAAGGUGUGAAGAAGUUACCUGUGUAAGGUCAGGAGGAGUCUUGCCAAGCUUUCGGAGGGAAGAAGAGCCAGCUUGCCAAGAACGAGCCGUAUGUGCAAUGUCGGGAAUGAAGACAGGAGGUCCAGUUUGAAAUGCUGGGAAAUUGCAGGCAAUAUUCCUUUGAUUUUGAUUUUGAUUUU